GUUAAUAAACUUCAUGGAAGUUGACAGUUCAGAUGACCUACCCUCAGAAAAGGAGUGUCUUAAGCGCUGUGAACUGUUCUCACACCUCACCAACACUAACAACGCACUGGCCAUGAUGUUCCUCCAAAAAGCAUCUUGGGACGUCGAGGCAGCAGUACAACAGUUCUACGAGACCACGAACGAUUCUCCGGAGAGAAGCGGUUCCAAACACCAGUCUCCUUCUUUCGCUCCCAUUAUUGACCUGACCUUGGACAGCGAUGAGUCGGUAGUGCUAAAUGAGGGGAGUGACGCCGAGGAGGAAGUGGUGGACAAACAACACGCACACCUCUUUCGCCUCCUUUCCUGGAACAUUGACGGAUUAAGUGUACAGUCGCGCGACUUUCGAACACCUGCGGUGGUUACGCUCAUCAAAAGCGAGAAGUUCCACGUGGUUUGCCUGCAGGAGGUAGUAAAGGAAACUCUGGUAUACAUAACCGAACAAUUAACUUCGCUGUAUGAAGUCUUUCAUCCUCAGGACGUUCAAUGUCGGGACUACUUUCCCGUUAUCUGCAUCCUUAAGCACCCUAGUCUCUCAGUUCUCCCAAAUACUUUCCAGCUCGAGGUUGACGCUUUCUGGGACUGGCAACUAUUUGUAAAGGCCACUGAACAUGCGGUGACUCAUUUCCCUGGGUCGGUGAUGCAACGUAUUCUCCUGAGUUUGGACGUGGUUCUCGACGUGCCACGCCUUCUACGCACCAAUCCAAACGCCAAGUUUUGGAAGCGCAUACCACUGCGGGUUCGUUUGUGGACAUCGCACUUGGAGAGUUGCAAUCAGUUUGCUGAUGAGCGCAAGUGCCAACUCAAACGUGUUUGGGAGGACAUGCGGGCUGCAAUACAUCCUAUCUACAGUACCACUAAUGCUCCUCUCUGUGGCAUUUUUUGCGGCGACUUAAACAUUCGUGAUAAGGAGGUCAGAGAGCUGGGUGGACUACCGGAGGGGAUGGUAGACGUGUGGGAGGUGUGUGGAGCUCGACCUGAGGCCAAGGCGACCUGGGAUCCAGUGCGCAACCCAAAUCUUCAGCUGGACCAGAAGGAGUCGAGCGCUUCUCGCAGCCGUCCACCUGCCCACGGUUUGCGCUUCGAUCGAAUGCAUGUGCUAGGUCGUGGAUUGCACCCGGUAGAUUUUGAGCUGCGCGGUCUUGAACGAGUGCCGAGACAUUCCCAUUUCCCCUCCGAUCACUGGGCCAUUCUGGGGCACUUUGAUUUUGAUCCGCCCCCCACUUUCCAUUAA
This is a messenger RNA of Hydatigera taeniaeformis, 1270 nucleotides long. The record is from the annotation of a GenBank genome assembly. Lineage: Eukaryota; Metazoa; Platyhelminthes; Cestoda; Cyclophyllidea; Taeniidae.